AUGGCCCGCACCGAAACUGUUACACCUAAGCCCAAGGUGGCAACCCGUCGAACUACUGGCGGCAGGAAGAGGUUGUCGGCUUUCAAUAAAUUUAUGCAAACGGAGAUGGCCCGGUUGAAGGAGGAUGAACCUGAUAUUCCCCACCAGGAGAGGUUCAAAUUAGCGACACAGAACUGGAAGGACGCGAAAGAAAAUCCGAAGAAUGCCGGCGCAUCUUCUUCCUGA
Messenger RNA from Pleurotus ostreatus (oyster mushroom), 225 nucleotides. RefSeq lists its product as uncharacterized. Lineage: Eukaryota; Fungi; Basidiomycota; Agaricomycetes; Agaricales; Pleurotaceae. The record is from RefSeq and is a predicted model, not a curated record. The transcript is spliced from 4 exons. Gene Ontology annotation, biological process: multicellular organism development. Bases 1 to 225 code for a protein of 74 amino acids.